Molecule: messenger RNA, 1611 nt
Organism: Micropterus dolomieu (smallmouth bass)
Lineage: Eukaryota; Metazoa; Chordata; Actinopteri; Centrarchiformes; Centrarchidae
Gene: rgs11
Product: regulator of G protein signaling 11
Exons: 18
Biological process (GO): regulation of G protein-coupled receptor signaling pathway; G protein-coupled receptor signaling pathway; intracellular signal transduction
Source: RefSeq, a predicted model, not a curated record
UGCACUUCGAUCUUGCACUUUACCGUCCCGUCGAGUGAUCCCAAGCAGCCCGCAAGAUGACCAUCAACACCCUGGCUAAAGGAGGAUGGCACCGGGAGCAAAUGGCCUGUUUUCGAAAGAUGGAGAGAGUGAUUGUGGCCAUGCAGGACCCUGAUAUGGGCAUGAAGAUGAGAAACCAGAGGCUCCUUAUUACUGUCAUUCCACACGCCAUGACAGGCCGUGAUAUAAUAGACUGGUUGACCCAGAAAUACAAUAUCUGCGAGGAGGAAGCACUGCACGUUGGAGGCAUGCUGGUGAGAUACGGCUACAUUUACCCUCUCAAGGAGCCGAGAUCUCUUGUGUUACGGCCUGAUGAGUCGCCCUACCGCUUCCAGACUCCGUACUUCUGGACUAGUACCCGGUGGCCUGCCUCAGAGCUAGACUAUGCAAUCUAUUUGGCUAAAAAGAACAUAAGAAAACAAGGAGAACUGAUGGAAUAUGAAAAGGAGAGGUACAGUCUGUUGCACAAGAGGAUCAACCACACCUGGGACUUUGUGGUGAUGCAAGCCAGAGAGCAACUCAGAGCAUCCAAACAGAGGCGGAAGGCUGACCGCAUUGUUCUAGAGUGUCAGGAGCAGGCUUACUGGCUCAUCAACAGACCCCCGCCUGGGGCCCAUAAUGUGUUGGACAUGGGUCUAGAGAGACCAAAUAACUUCAGCUUACCAGUUACACUGAAAUAGAAUAGUGACUACUACAAAAGAGAGAUUGAAACCUGUAAAAGGGCCCUUGGAAGAAACCGUGUGAAGUCAUCCAUCUGCCUAGAAGGCUUUGUGAAAUACAGCGAGCAGUACCUGAACCAUGAUCCCAUUAUGCAAGGCUGCCUUCCCAGUAACCCCUGGAUCUCUGAUGACACCGCGCACUGGACAAUGAAUACAGAAGUGGUGCCCACACCGACACGUCUUCGGGUGGAACGUUGGAGCUUCAGCUUCAUGGAGCUUCUCAAUGACAGCAUGGGGAGGCGGGAGUUCAUGACCUACCUGGAAAAAGAGUUUAGUGCGGAGAACCUGUGUUUCUGGCAGGCCUGUGAGGAUGUUAGACAUGGAGAGAGUUCUAGGAUCAUAGAGAAAGUGGAAGAGAUCUACAAAAAUUUCCUGGCUCCUGGAGCUGCCCGUUGGGUCAACAUCGACAGUAAGACGAUGGAUAAAACUCUAGAGGGGAUCAGACACCCGCAUCGUUUUGUCAUGGACGACGCACAAAUGCACAUCUACUUUCUCAUGAAGAAGGACUCUUAUCCAAGAUAUCUUAAGUCUGACCUAUACAAGAACCUGCUGGCCAAAGCUGUGGUCCCCCAGGAGACAAAGAAAAGCGUGUUCCCCUUCAUGAGACGCCAGCGUCACUCUAGCCCAUCCCCCGCUCAGACUUUCACCCAGGCGGCGGAGGAAGACGGGCAGGCUAAGGGGGCCGGGCAAGCAGGGGGACAUUGAGGGCCCAUGCUCCUCCACAGUCACCAGGCUGCUCAGGCUGCCUGUCAAGCUGCUGCCACGGCUGACUAAGGCACCCUGCUCCUCCAUCAGCCAACGCAUGGCCUCGAUACCCUCGUGCACGGCCACCAGCUGUCGCAGAAUCCUCACA